GUCUGGGCCGGGGAACUCUGUCCAAGGCAUUAUCCAAACACUCACACGCACAAACACACACACUCACUCACUCUCUCUCUCUGUCUCUCUCUCUCUCUCUCUCUCUGUCUCUCUCUCUCUCUCUCGUGCACACACACUCUGCUGCCAGCGCUCCACUUACAGCUCAAGCCUCUCAAAUCUGUUUUUCUUGUGGAGCUCAGCACACGGUUUAACGCCACACAGCUUCAACUGGAGGGACUGAGGGAAGGAGAGGAGAGGAGAACCUGUGUUUUGAACUUCUCCCGGAGGUUCACCCCCUCUAAUUUUUUUGAGUUUGUCCUCAGGACCAUUCAAAGAAGAGAAGAGAGUCUGAGGUUCACAUUACAUAAUCGUAGUGAACGGGUUGCCAUGUUAACUGACACUGGUAGCCUGACCCGGGAAAACUGGAUGUUGAAUGGAGGAAGAGCCUCGGUGGUAGCAAGCAAGCGAAAGUAACGGGAACUCGCUGGAGGAGAGAGGGAACAAGAGAGGAGGGUGUGGAGGAGCGCGGUGGAAGUCCAGAAUGGAGGACGGGUUUUCCAGCUACAGCAGCCUCUAUGACACCUCUUCGCUGCUGCAGUUCUGUAACGAUGACAGUGUGUCGGCAGCCAGCAGCAUGGAGGUGACGGACCGCAUCGCCUCCCUGGAGCAGCGUGUCCAGAUGCAGGAGGACGAGAUCCAGCUGCUCAAGUCGGCGCUGGCCGACGUGGUGCGCCGCCUCAGCAUCUCUGAGGAGCAAAACACCGUGACCAAUAGGAGGGGGCCCACCAAAGCCAGACCCAUGAUGGCUGCCCUGCCUCUAAGGCCCAUGGUCAACAACGGUACUGUCCUACCAAAGAAAAGUGGUGGCACGUUACCGGCCCUCUCCGGCUCUAGGAAGGAUGCUGCUGCACCAGCAACCAAGAGCACUGUGAGGAGAACCAACUCCAACGAAACGAUGAGUACGCUGACGCGCAAAGACAGCGGCGACUCCAAGACCAACCGCACCCGCGCCGGCUCCACCGGGAGCAACUCCAGCGGCAAGAGAGCCAGCGAAAGCAAACUGAAGGAGCCCGUUUUCAAUACAGGGAUGCGACGAGUGACGCACUGCAAAGAGGAAGGGUAUGUGAAAAUGUAUUUGAAGGGACGACCCAUCACCAUGUACAUGCCCAAAGACCUUGUGGAUACCUACUGCCUGGAAGCCAAAUCGGACCUGCCAAACAAGAAGCUCAAACUGGACUGGGUUUAUGGGUACCGGGGGCGUGACUGUCGCAGUAACCUGUACCUGCUACCCACGGGAGAGACGGUGUACUUCAUUGCUUCUGUGGUGGUUCUCUACAAUGUGGACGAUCAGCUCCAGAGACACUACACCAGGCACACUGACGACAUCAAGUGCCUGGCUGUCCAUCCUGAUAAAAUCACCAUAGCAACAGGACAGGUGGCAGGCACCUCUUCUGAUGGCAAACAGCUGGCUCCUCAUGUGCGGGUUUGGGACUCAGUGAGCCUCAACACCCUCCACGUUCUGGGAACAGGCUUCUUUGACCGCGCCCUGGUUUGCCUUGCCUUCUCCAAGUCGAACGCCGGUAACAUGCUGUGUGUGGUAGAUGACUCCAACGACCAUGUGCUCUCUGUGUGGGACUGGCAGAGAGAGGACAGACUGGCUGACGUCAAGUGUUCCAACGAGGCAGUGUUCGCUGCCGACUUCCACCCCACUGACACCAACAUUAUAGUCACGUGUGGGAAGUCCCACCUCUACUUCUGGACUCUGGAACGGGGCACCCUUGUCAAGAAACAAGGCUUGUUUGAGAAACAAGAGAAGCCCAAGUUUGUCUUGAGUGUGACUUUUUCAGAAAAUGGAGAUACCAUAACUGGAGACUCAAGUGGAAAUAUUCUGGUGUGGGGGAAAGGCACUAAUCGAAUUAGCCAUGCCAUUCAGGGCGCACACGAUGGGAGCAUCUUUGCACUGUGCAUGUUGAGGAGUGGCACACUGGUGUCAGGGGGAAAGGAUCGGAAACUCAUCUCUUGGGAUGGGAGCUACCAGCAGAUACAAUCGGUUGAGGUUCCUGAAUUAUUUGGUCCCGUCCGGACUGUUGCCGAGGGCAAAGGGGAGAGUGUGCUUAUUGGGACCACCAGGAACUAUGUUCUACAAGGCAGUUUAUAUGGCGAAUUUACCCCCAUCACACAAGGUCACACCGAUGAGUUGUGGGGGUUGGCCGUGCACCCCUGGAAACCCCACUUCCUCACCUGUGGUCACGACAAGCACGUCAGCCUGUGGGACUCCUCCUCAUACCAGCCUGUCUGGACCAAGACUAUGGAGGACGCGGCCCAGUCUGCUGGAUUCCAUCCCUCUGGAGCAGUGGUUGCUAUAGGAACGCAGACCGGCAGGUGGCUGGUGCUGGAUACCGACUCUAAGGAUCUAGUCACAGUGCACACUGAUGGAAAUGAACAGCUGUCUGUUGUCCGCUUUGCUCCAGAUGGUAAUUUCCUGGCCAUCGGCUCUCACGAUAACUACAUCUAUAUCUACGCAGUGGGGAACGGUGGCAGGAAGUACAGCAGAUUGGGGAAGUGCUCGGGCCACUCCAGCUUCAUCACCCAUCUGGACUGGUCAGUGGACUCUCAGUACCUGGUGUCCAACUCAGGAGACUAUGAGAUACUCUAUUGGAUCCCGUCUGUGUGCAAACAGGUGGUGAGUGUGGAGACCACCCGGGACAUCCCCUGGGCCACCUCCACAUGCACUCUGGGCUUCCAAGUCUUUGGGUUAUGGCCUGAUGGCUCCGACGGGACUGACAUCAACGCAGUCUCCAGAUCCAAUGAGAAGCAGCUGCUUGUCACAGGAGACGACUUUGGAAAAGUCUGCCUUUUCUCAUACCCCUGCUCCCAAUUCCGGGCUCCCAGUCAUGUCUAUGGCGGACACAGCAGUCAUGUGACCAAUGUGAACUUCCUGUUUGACGACAGUUGCCUGGUUUCCACUGGGGGCAAGGACAUGAGUGUCAUGCAGUGGCGAAUAGUGUGAGACAUACAUGCAGUUUCUUUAUGGAUCAGGGUGGGGUAGG
Coregonus clupeaformis (lake whitefish) is the source of this 3050-nucleotide messenger RNA. It is a transcript of the gene eml1, whose product is annotated as EMAP like 1. The transcript is spliced from 23 exons. Lineage: Eukaryota; Metazoa; Chordata; Actinopteri; Salmoniformes; Salmonidae. Gene Ontology annotation, molecular function: microtubule binding. The record is from RefSeq and is a predicted model, not a curated record. Gene Ontology annotation, cellular component: mitotic spindle. Gene Ontology annotation, biological process: microtubule cytoskeleton organization. Bases 542 to 3010 code for a protein of 822 amino acids.